Kockovaella imperatae is the source of this 1349-nucleotide messenger RNA. RefSeq lists its product as hypothetical. Gene Ontology annotation, molecular function: hydrolase activity, acting on ester bonds. The transcript has 5 exons. NCBI's taxonomy places the organism in Eukaryota, Fungi, Basidiomycota, Tremellomycetes, Tremellales, Cuniculitremaceae. Bases 11 to 1333 code for a protein of 440 amino acids. The record is from RefSeq and is a predicted model, not a curated record.
UGUCCAUUCAAUGAGAUUUUGGUAUCUGACCAAGGCGACGAGGUUGAGCACGCACAAAGCGAUACGAAGUCUCAGGAUGAGCUCGUCAAGUCAGAAUCAACCAAGUCGCCAGACACCGACACCGACACCGACACAGACACCGGAUCACGAUCCACCCAACUGGAUGACGUUGAAAUUACCUCCAGCUCAUAUACUCUCACAUCUCACUGACGCCCACUGUCACCCUACGGACCUGGAUCAACCUGCCUCAGCGUACGAUGCCACAUCCCUUGGGGCGGUAGCGGCGAUGGCUACGGAGCCCGAAAACCAACCAAAAGUCAGGUCCGUCGCAUUGGCUAGACCAUGGAAGAAGGGCGAUACGAAACCUUCAUCCUCUGGCUCGAGAAUCAUUGCAUGUUUUGGCUAUCACCCAUGGUUCUCUCAUCGAUACACGCUCCAAUCACCUCCACCGUCGAAAGAGGAGCACUACACGUCACUUUUCUUUCCUCAACAUGAUUCAUCAACACCUCCCCCAACCAAGAAAGGUCAGCUCCUGGGACUCCUUCUACCAUUUCUUCCCGACCCCAUCGAAUUUGGACCCUUGAUCUCUCAACUAUCCUCAGAUAUAAGAGACUCAGUCUCUGCUGGUAAUCUUACGAUGCUCGGCGAAGUGGGUCUCGAUGGAGGUGCCAGGCUACGUUGGCCGACCUCUGCAAGACACCUACAUCCCGAUGCAGAGACUGAUGAUCGAGAAGGCGACAACUGGAACGUGUUGACGCCCUUCAAAACGUCAAUGGCGCAUCAGAUUGCCAUACUGGAACGUCAAUUCGAGGUGGCUAUACAGCAUGGCGUCAAUGUAUCAUUGCAUUCUGUCGCUGCAGCUGGGCCCACAUUCGACACACUCGUCAAGAUGAGGGAUAGACACAGGAAUCGAUUCACAAACAGAAUCAACGUGGACAUACAUUCAGGCGGAGGGUUUUCACCAGAUCAUUGGAAACAGACAGAACGGAACCUGCUCAACGUCUACGCUUCUCCGUCCAUCUUCGUCACGUCUCGAUCAAGUCACGCCGCAGAGCUCAUUAGAACCAUAUCAAAAGAUCGGAUGCUGGUAGAAUCUGAUUCGCAUGACCUGACAUUGUGCACCAGGGCUGUAUGGGGCGCCACAGAGUGGAUAGCUAGGUGUAGGGGAUGGAAGUUGGAGGAUGAGAACACGCCCGCCUGGACCUUGGACGAAGUCAUCGCGAAGGAGGAACAGGAGGAGCAGGAGGGGGCCAGGACUGAGGAACGAGAUGAAGUCUGGGCAGUCAGGACACUGGAGAGGAACUUUGCCAGAUUCAUGAACAUGGCGGAAUGAAAUCCCAAGUGAACAC